AUGUCCGCUCCUACUGAUAACGGGACGACUGCCAUAAAGAACGUGCGGGUCUUCAACGGGGAAAAGCUCACCGAGCCGACCACUGUUUACAUUGAGAGUGGGAUUAUCGUUGACCAUGUCGAGGGAGCAGUCGAGGUUGAUGGCCAAGGAGGUGUACUUUUGCCGGGGCUAAUCGACGCACAUAUUCAUCUUCACCAUACCGGACACCUCCGAAAACUGGCCAAGUGGGGUGUCACCACCGGCUUAGAUAUGGCAACCUGGCCUGCCGACAAAAUGAACGGGUUACGAAACCGCGAAGGAUUAACGGAUAUCCGGAGUGCUGGAUUACCAGCAACAAUCAAUGGAAGUUUGCAUAGCCAUAUGCUCCCAUUACCCCCUGCGGCCUUUUUAUCUGGGCCGGGCGAUGCUCCCAAUUUCGUCAAAGAGCGUAUCGAGGAGGGUUCUGAUUUCAUGAAGAUUAUCUCGGAUGUUCCCGGGCCCAGUCAGGCGACAAUGACUGCCGUGGUUGAGGAAGCUCACAAACAUGGCAAAAUGGUCAUUGCUCAUGCGUCUGCAUACGUUCCAUUCCAGAUGGCGCAAGAAUCCCAUGCAGACGUAAUCACGCACUCUCCUCGUAACAAAGCGGUUGAUGCUCCGAUGAUCGCACGCAUGCUGGAAGAUCAUUGUAUCUCAGUCCCAACUCUUACCAUGAUGAAAGCCGUCUCCCAACCACCUGACUUGGGUGCUGUCUUCGGCCUUUUGUCAAAACCAACUCUCUUAUGGGCUAUCUUUCAGGCCAAGAGGAGAACUGGAGGGGCUGAAAAGUAUGAAAAUUCAAGAGACUCCGUGGCAGCCAUGCAUCAGGCUGGAAUUCCCAUUUUGGCAGGAACGGACUGCCAUGAGGAACCCAAUUCACCCUUCAGUGUCCCUCACGGGGAAUCCCUACAUUUGGAAUUGGAGCUAUUGGUUGAAGCUGGAUUGUCCAACCUUGACGCUCUACGGGCCGCAACCUCUUUGCCAGCGAAGUACUUCCGGCUUACGGACCGCGGGGCCAUCGAAGUAGGCAAACGAGCCAACCUAGUGCUCCUUGGUAGCGAUCCUUUGCAGAGAAUAUCAGCCACGCGUGAUAUUCGACAAGUGUGGUGCGGUGGAAGAAAGUUCGAAAAUGAGUGCUAG
Penicillium waksmanii is the source of this 1155-nucleotide messenger RNA. Its product is annotated as amidohydrolase family protein. The transcript has a single exon. Bases 1 to 1155 code for a protein of 384 amino acids. The record is from RefSeq and is a predicted model, not a curated record. Lineage: Eukaryota; Fungi; Ascomycota; Eurotiomycetes; Eurotiales; Aspergillaceae. Gene Ontology annotation, molecular function: hydrolase activity, acting on carbon-nitrogen (but not peptide) bonds.